Knipowitschia caucasica is the source of this 504-nucleotide messenger RNA. Lineage: Eukaryota; Metazoa; Chordata; Actinopteri; Gobiiformes; Gobiidae. The record is from the annotation of a GenBank genome assembly.
AUGGACGACACCAGGAAACAAACUUGUGAAUCGAUGGUUCUGAACUUCUCUGAGGACCGCGCUCUGACUGAGAUGAUGCGUAUGCGUGUAUCCUCACUGAAGCGCUCGGGUCAGAAGCGGCAGGAGGGCGAGCGGCUGCUGCUUCCUGAUGAGGCCGUGUACCGCCUGGACUUCUCUCACCAAGACCUGAAAUUCCAGCGCUGGAACUUCUCGCUGAGGGCCUACGGCAGAGUCACCAUCACGGGCAUCUCUCAGCACUGGACGCCCGACCUCACCCACCUGAUGAGCCGGCAGCUGCUGGAGCCCAUCGGCACCUUCUGGAGGAACGCAGCCGACCCCCCCGACCUGCCGCUGAAGUGCCUGGAGGCCGACAUGCAGGAGUUUGGGGAGAGAAUCGCGGAGCUGGCCAAGGUGCGCCGGGUCAUGUACUUCCUCCUGGCCUUCAAGGAGGGAGCAGAGGCGGAUAACCUGAGCUGUGCCAUCCACUUCUCUGUAAACACAUGA